AUGAGUGACAGUCAAUUCUGCCAAGUCCACUGGCGGGAUGCCGACCUUGUCAAUGCCGACAUCGACUGGGAACUCGAAGACCUGCCCGACGACAUGAUUGAGGUUCCACUGAACCUGCAGCCUGUUUCUGCAGAGAGCGAACAAGCCGCAUAUGAACAAGAAGAACUGGAGAUGGAACAGAAAUGGACUGAUGCGGAUUUGCCGAUGGCCGUUGACCCGCGAGAGCCUCAACUGGGCGGUGACUUGCCCAUGGUCUGA
This is a messenger RNA of Linnemannia hyalina, 258 nucleotides long. The record is from the annotation of a GenBank genome assembly. NCBI's taxonomy places the organism in Eukaryota, Fungi, Mortierellomycota, Mortierellomycetes, Mortierellales, Mortierellaceae.